Molecule: messenger RNA, 2544 nt
Organism: Symbiodinium necroappetens
Lineage: Eukaryota; Dinophyceae; Suessiales; Symbiodiniaceae
Source: the annotation of a GenBank genome assembly
GUCAUUGAUCGCUUGAACCCUGCUGUCGAGACUCACCACAUUGCAUGUGUUGGGGAUUCUCUCACUGCCUGUGGCUAUCCCAAGUUCUUACAGGCCCGCUUCGACCGUGCAGGGAUGAACGUGCAGGUGCGGAAUUUUGGAGUUGCUGGUGCCACUGCGCAGAAGUUUGCCGACCAGCCGUACUGGGAGGAGCGGAAACUUGACGAUGUGCGAGUGUGGCGACCGCACUUUGUCGUAUUGCUCUUCGGUACAAACGAUGCAAAGUCAGGGAACUGGGAACCCGAGGCAUUUGAGAAGGACUGGGAUGUUCAACCCGUCAUCUAUUUGGGUCCAACCACGAGCCCAAUGAGUGGUGAAGGUGAGGCUGACGGCCUCCGAAAGCGGGGGGUGGCCGAGCCCUCCGGCGACCAGGCACAGGCUACGGACGAUGAGGUGGAGGCAUUGCGCGCCAGCCUUGCUGCAAAGCGAGCUGAGCUGCGCCUCACCUCGGCGCCCAUCACGACGGUGGUGCUGUUCACGAUCAGCGCGAUCGAGUACAUCAUCUAUUGUCUUCGAGCAAUCUUGACAAGCCUGAUAACUUGGCUGCUGGGCGUGCCGCUGUUAGCAGGAUACUUUUAUUUGAAGCUGUCUUAUGCACCAGAGCUCUUCGAGGCACCGGUGUGUGGAGUGAAGACUGCGGCACCGCUGUGGCACCUGGAGCUAGCAGCCAAAGAGGCCGCGUGGUGGAUCAUUCUUGGUGUCUUGUCCUCCGUUGGUUUCGGAACGGGUCUGCACUCAGGCAUGAUGUUCCUCUUCCCCCACGUGCUGCAAGUUGUCAGCGCUGCAGAAAGCUGUCACACAACUAAUGGUCUUAUAGCUUGGUACCAGCACCCUUGCAAGCUAGACUGCAGCACCACCACAGCUCCCUUCGACGAUAGCACUGUGACAUUCUGGAACCUGUGGAUGAAGGUGACAGUUCCCUGCAUGCUAUGGGGGUUUGGAACCGCCGUUGGUGAGCUGCCCCCGUACCUUGUGUCCAAGGCAGCUCGGUUGUCUGGAUCCACCGACGAGGAGUUCGCAAAGGAAAUGGAGGAGGCAAAGAGCAAGACUGACGUCUUCAAUCGAAUGAAGCUGUGGACCGUGAACUUCACGGAGAAACAUGGCUUUCUUGGUAUCUUCCUUCUAGCGUCCUGGCCCAAUGCUGCCUUCGACAUGUGCGGCAUGUGCUGUGGCUACUUACUUAUGCCCUUCUGGACCUUCUUCAUCGCCACUGCACUAGGCAAAGGCGUGGUGAAGGUCAACGGUCAAGCUGUUGUUUUCGUGAAUCUCUUCGGUUCCGCUGCCUUCCAGGUAAUGCUCAAAGGCUUCGACUACCUCAACGGUCUGGUGGAGGCUGUCUCUGGCGAAAACUUCCAAAUCAGCGUGAAGGUAGCCGCACUGCGAGCAAAGCUCCUGGCCAAAUUUAAGCAGCAGUCCAGAUUUGCCCCGGAGCACUUGUUUAGCCGCGACGAGGACAAGAGACUCGUUUUGGAGGAAGUCCUGCACUUGUAUCACACAGAGGACAAGGCCCACGAAAUUGCAGACCGGGUUAUGGAAGCGUGGGACAAGAACGGUGACAAGGCGCUUGAACUGUGUGAGAUUGAGUUGGCCGCUUCUCGAACAGACGGGAAAGUGUCUUUGUCGUCGCUCGACCCUGGUGCCCCCACAAGCUUUCUGAAGGUGUGUUGGGAGCUUUUCAUCGUGUGUCUCAUAUUGUACUUCGUGGUUUCCAUCAUGAAUCAGAUGGCCCAAUCCAAGCAAGCCGAGUAUGACGAGGCCAAAGUCGAAGAGUUGCGGCGGAAGGGUGACAAAAAGAACUUCAACUGCAAGUGUGGCUUCACCUGGAAGUCGCAGGAUGCGCUUAGCAAACCGUGCGUGCCUCCGCGCUGGUCAAGCGAAAGGCUGGUAGAUGUUACAGUCGUUCCAGUCGAAACAGCUGUGGCUGGCGGUGUCUCGGGUGAAAAGCCAGGCCUGGAGCCUAGGCCCGAAGCCGUGUUGGUGACGCCUCCACCGGCCUAUUCGGAAGCCAUGGACGUGCAGCAGGAGGUGGUGAAUCGGAGCUUGCCGGAUGCAGUUUGCCGAGUUGCGGAGGCAGCAGCACGUGCCAUCAAUGAGCCGUUGGAGAAGCAGGCGAAGCGGAGCCGUACCACUUUGCCAGCUGAGCUACUGGCACGUACAUCCUUGGUGGAAGCUUUCGAUCUUCUCGGAGGAUCAAAGCUCAGCAGAAGAAAGUACUUUGCAGAAGAUGGCAUUCAUCUGAACGAGAGAGGCACGAAGCUGCUGGCAGUGGCCGUCUUUGCAGAGCUUCGAUCCAAGGUUGGAAAAUAUCUUCGUAAACGGGCCGAUGAAGCUGCACGGGCAGCUGAACGUCAUCCUGAGCAGAAGUGCUUCGUGGCACUGCAAAUGAACCCAAGCCCACGGAUUUUGAUUCUCCUUGGCCUCUGCAGUAUCAACUCGAAGAUGAAAGAGCCGUUAAUCGUAGACCACAGUCGUUUCCGAGAUAGGGAAACUUACCGUGGAGCUUGA